Chelmon rostratus (copperband butterflyfish) is the source of this 1548-nucleotide messenger RNA. Its product is annotated as meteorin-like protein. The record is from RefSeq and is a predicted model, not a curated record. NCBI's taxonomy places the organism in Eukaryota, Metazoa, Chordata, Actinopteri, Chaetodontiformes, Chaetodontidae. The transcript is spliced from 4 exons. Bases 75 to 965 code for a protein of 296 amino acids. Gene Ontology annotation, molecular function: hormone activity.
CACAGCUCACAGACAGACUCCAGCCAUGCCACACCGUCCACUUCUGUCUGGGUUUCCAUCUUUUUGUGGUUGAGAUGUUGCCAAACGUGAUUGUUUUCACGUACAUGCUGACUCUUCAGUUGCGCCACUGCGCUGCCGAUCUGUGCAACUGGUCCGGAAGCGGUUUUGCAGCUGGUGUGGACUCCAGGAUCGUGCUCCAGGUGCGGCUGCGCUGCACAGAGGGCUCGGUGAGGUGGAUAUACCCGGGCCAGGCUCUCCGGGUGGUCCUGGAGCCCAACCUGUUGUCCGCCCGGCGCACCACUGUCUGCAUCAAACCGUCUCCCUCUCUCCGCGGAGCCAGCGUGUACAUUGAACGGGCCGGCAAGCUGGAGCUGCUGGUGACGGACGGCGGGCGGCCGCAGCAUCAGGUGUUCUGUUUCCGGGCAGACGGUCCGCACAGGCCCGCCAUCUACCUCCAGUCCAGCCCGCAGAGCGAUGGAGCCUGGAGCAGGCGCACGAUGAGCUUCAGAUACGAGCUGCUGGGCAACAGGAGUGCUGCACCCAACCUGGGCCACAGCGGGCUUCACACUUCAUGCCGACCCUGCAAUGACACAGAACUCCUCAUGGCCAUCUGCAACAGUGACUUUGUGGUCCGAGGCUCCAUCAAGAACGUCUCCCAUGACUCUGGCCGUCAGACGUCACUGGUGGAGGUGUCAGCAGUGAGGGUGUACUGGCAGCGCAGCGGGGUCUUCGAGCAACAGGCGGCCGCCUCUGGUUCCACUCGGCCUGGCCCGCCUUGGCGUGGACACAUCCACACGCUCCUGCAGUGCCACGUGAAGCCUGGGGAAGGAGAGUUUCUCUUCACGGGGUCAGAACACUUCGGGGAAGCUUGGUUAGGGUGUGCCCCUCGAUAUAAAGACUUCCUGUCCAUCUACCAGACCGCCUGGGCGGCCCGUCGGAAUUCCUGUGACUUCCCUUUGGACUGAGGAAGUGUGUUGUUUUAGCACCGCUGAGCCCUGCCAGCCUCUGUCCACAGGCGUCCUCACCCCUGCGCUGGCACUGUGGGAUCCCUGUCAUGCUGUCAUGUACCAGCAAGGUGGCAUCCAGCAUCACCAGCAGGGACAGAGCUGUUGAACUGCUGGUAAAAAGGCACUUUUGGGGAGCAGAACAGGCACAAACAGCAGGGCCUCCUGCACUGAGGCUAAGAGAGGGCCGGCCUUUGUCUCUCUCCCAUCACUGCCCUCGGUCCUGGGAGAGUAAGAAGGGGUUGGGUUGCUGCUCUCCCUUUGUGCUUCUCCCAGCGUCAACCGUCGUUCACUUUGCUGCCUCUGUGUGACAACUGCCCCCUGAACCGAGGUGGGAGGGAGGCUGAGGGUUGUCUCGGUGAAUGGGCUCGCACACAUAUGACUGUGAAGUGGUUUUAAUCCUGAUUCGUCUGCGCCCAUGUUUAAUAUCCUCUUUGCUUUGUCUAUUUAUUGGUGUCGUCCUCUACACAUGACCUUUGUGUUAAAUGUUGUUGCAUCAGGAUUUUUGUACUUGCAAUGCAAAAUAAAUCCUCUGUAGACUCCA